GUUACCAGUACUGGCGAGGAGUACCUGCUCCUCCUCCAAACUCUGUUGGCGUCCUCGAGUAUGUAGCCCUUUCACACCUCCAGGGGAAAAUAGGGGUGGCUAUGAUGUCUGGCGUCUGGUGUAACCUGGUGCUGGUUCUAGGUGUCCUUGUGGCUCUCAACGCCCAAGUGUCCUAUGCACAAGAUAUCAAUGGCAACUGGAGUGAUUGGUCGGUGAUUGGGACUCCCUGUACGAAGUCCUGUGACGGUGGGGUGACCACGAAGGUCAGGUCAUGUACCAAUCCAGCCCCCGAAGGAGCUGGGACUCUAUGCACCAGAGUGGAUGGGAGUAUAGCUUCUGAUGGCUUGGAUUUCAAGGUUGCUCCGUGUAAUAUUCAAUCCUGCUGGGCCAAUGAAUGGACCGAAUGGGGGAACUGCUCUGUCUCUUGCGGCAGGGGAAUCAUGACACGGUUUGCCGUGUGUGGUAACGAGACCUGCUAUGGUAUCCAGUUCAAGCAAGAUAACAAAUCAUGUAACACUUGGAACAAAACAAUGUGUCCAAGUCCUUGCAACACCUGUAAGUGUCCAGACUACGGAAUAUGCAAAGAUCUCUCGACUGAGCUCGAUCCCAACGCUACCUGCGUCUGCACUAUGGGAUACCAGAUGAGCAGCGAUGGUCAAUCCUGCAUCCGUCCUCCUCCAACAACUCCCACACCUCGCCCGAUACCAACGAUGGCCCCGGCGCAGAAGGUGGUGGCGGCAGUCAUCUCCAAGUCAGCCUCAACCGUCAUCGUCAUCUGCGUCAGCAUAUGCCUCUGCAUCUUCUUCGUCUUGAGGAUCUUCACGCCUGACCGGAUCAUCCAGAUGAACAUGGAGAUCGCCCUUCUCCUGGCUCACAUUCUCCUUUUAUUCCCCGACUUCUCCACGCAGAAUUCGACCAUUUGUACCGUGGUCUCCAUCCUGGAGCACUACUUCUUCACCGCCUGCUUCAUGUUCAUGUUCCUGGAGGCGCUGCACAUGUACGCCUACGUGGCCUUCGUAGUCAAGAAGGACGGUAUGUUCACCAGGGCCCAGAACACCUUGGUCGGCUGGGGCGUCUCCGCCAUCAUCAUCCUCUUCUGCGUCUGCUUCCAGUAUUCCAAUUACGGAGGAGCGUAUGAAUGCUGGGUGAUGAUGGACACCGGACUCAUAUACGGAGAACUCAUCCCAAUCGUCGCUCUAGUCAUCAUAACGUUCACACUCAUCGAGGCAGCAGGAGCGGCGGAAUACAAACCCCUGAAAGGUAUAGAUAAGGGCCAGCUGACUAGCGCCAAGUUCUCCCAGCGAACCAACCUUAUCAUCAUGCCGCUAGUAUUCUCUCACAUGCUGCUAGGCAUGCUGUCUCUGUACGAGCAGAACCUGGCCCUUUACAGCAUCUUCUCCUUGCUCAACAGCAUCACCGGCGUCUGCAUUCUUUUCUUCCACUGUAGCAACAACCAACAGGUCCGUCUCAAGUUGAAAGCCGUGAUUGGAAAGAUGUGCAAAGGCAGUGGAAACUAGACACCAGUCACGGCCCUUAGAGCACUGAAGAAUCCUCCCAAGAUAACGUGGAUGCUGCAACAGAACACCUUCAAGAUAACUGGAUAUUUCAACACAACACCCUCAAGAUAACGUGGCUGCUUCAACACAACUCCUUCAAGAUAACGUGGAUGCUGCAACACUAUUAACCCACCAAGAUAUCGAAGAUGGUACAACACAGCCCCCACAAGAUAACCAGGAUACCACAAAGAUACGUAUGAAAACAGGGUAUACAGAGGUAGUUUUACUGUAGAGUGUAAACAAUGAAGAACUGUCUAGAGUAGACAGUAGAGUCUGUCUAUGUCUAUAGUAGACAGUAGAGUCUGUCUACUCUCUGUCUACUUUGUCUCGGGUAGACGCGUGAGACAGACGCCGUCACUUCCACAGAGUUUACUAUAAACAUCUUGCCAACCGUAACAGUCUCGACGAUCUCUGACACUCCAGAUGACCGCAAUGGUUUGUGGCCUAGUGGAUACAAUAUGUAAGACUGAAACGUUUCUGUAACGUUGAAUGAACGCCAUCAUACGUCACUUCAGCGUUAAAUCAACUCAGAGAAUUCAACGUUUCUAAAUGUCAAUAAAAUUCUGUAUUUAGCUGGAUUAAAAGCCACUAGUUGUAAACUCCAGUUGUAAACUCCAGUUGUAAACACAAUAGCACAAGAACUAUCGUAGGAACUAAGUAAAUAUGAGAACUAUAACCCUAUAUGUGCCUUCAGCUUUUUACACUAACCGAUUUGCUUGUAUAGGUUAUACUUCAUAAUAAUAUAGUUUUUAUUGACAAUUUUCGAAAAUGAUAUUAUCUCGUUCACUUGACCCAUCAGCUGAUGAGAAUAACAGAAGCAAAUAAUUACUGGUAUUCCACACAAUUUUGUUUAGUCAGGCGUAGAUAUAAUACCAUUUUCUUCAAAUGAUGUACCAUAGUGGUUUUCUGUAGUUUAGUAAUAUGGGGGGUAUCUAUUGUAUAAUAUUAUUAAUGAAUUAAGAAUCGCAGCAAAUAUAAUUUUUCGGGAAUGAUUAUCACCUGCACGACAUUAAAAGUAUAUUCUUAAGCUCUCAGCACGUAUGGAAGGUAAGCACGGAAUUUAUCGUUUGUUUCUUGAUUAAUGAAAUUGACUCCAAAAGUGCCUUAGGUGUGUCUUAGAGAUGGUAAAUUAGCACAUUAGGUGAUAAUCUUACGUUAAAUAAUCCUAAUGUUAGAUCAGGGACAAGUUAGAGGGAUAAAGUCUAUGUUAACGAGGCUGUUAAUCCGUUAUAAACGAGUCAAUGUUAUUAAGACUUGUUAAGGAGAUUUGGCUCAUCAUGGACUCUACCUCGCUAUAUAAACAUAUAUUUUAACUUGUGAUUUUUGUAGAGUUUAGUGAAGUUAAGCACCGUUGUCUCUGGCCUACACUGGAUGGGUGGCCGUGCUAUAGAGGGACCAUGACAAACUAAUCAGGUUUCAUGGACCGACAAUGGCAUAAGCCAGUACAUCAUUAUACCAGUAAUAUAUAUAUAUAUAUAUAUAUAUAUAUAUAUAUAUAUA
Messenger RNA from Procambarus clarkii (red swamp crayfish), 3056 nucleotides. Its product is annotated as adhesion G-protein coupled receptor D1. Gene Ontology annotation, molecular function: G protein-coupled receptor activity. Gene Ontology annotation, biological process: cell surface receptor signaling pathway; adenylate cyclase-activating G protein-coupled receptor signaling pathway. Gene Ontology annotation, cellular component: plasma membrane. The record is from RefSeq and is a predicted model, not a curated record. NCBI's taxonomy places the organism in Eukaryota, Metazoa, Arthropoda, Malacostraca, Decapoda, Cambaridae.